GUUUGACCUCGGAGAUGCCGAAGAGACGAGACAUUCUGGCCAUCGUGUUGAUCGUGUUGCCUUGGACGCUACUCAUCACUGUUUGGCAUCAGAGUGCCAUCAACCCCUUGCUAGCUGCUCAAAAGGGUAAAAUUCGUUCCUCCAUUUCCCUAGGGGGGUUUCAUGGUUAGUCUCUCUAGUAAAGGAAAACAAUUGUUUUGCUUAUAUCUAUGCUUAUUUUGGGAUGCUCCUCUUAAUAUAGUACACUUUAGAGACAUGAUUAAAAAGAACGAAGUCUACACAUGUCCCUGAUUUUACAGCAGAUUCUUUGGGCAUUUUUCCCCACUUAACAUUUAAUGAGAAUAUGCUUCAUUCUCUUUUGCAAGACUUUUAAGACAAUGGGCAAAUGUUUUUGUUCAUAAUGAGCUGAAAAUCUCACCAGUGUCUGAAGGAAAAUGUUAUUGUCAUUUUGUGAGACCGUGGCAUGAGGUCGCGAUCAAUUUGAGCUCUAUCAGAAGAAAAUAUAUGGUCCACAUAAUUGAAUUACACUAUAUAUACAAAAGUAUGUGGACACCCCUUUAAAUUAGUGGAUUCGGCUAUUUCAGCCACACAUGUUGCUGACAGGUGUAUAAAAUCGAGCACACAGCCAUGCAAUCUCCAUAGACAAACAUUGGCUUGCUAUAGCUGCCCCGGUCAAUUGUAAGCGCUGUUAUUGUGAAGUGGAAACGGCUAGGAGCAACAAUGGCUCAGCCGCGAAGUGGUAGGCCACACAAGCUCAAAGAAUGGGAGCGCAUCAAAAUCUGUCCUUCUAGACAAUUCUGUCCUUCCAACUUUGUGGCAACAGUUUGGGGAAGACCCUUUCCUGUUUCAGCAUGACAAUGCCCCAAUGCACAAAGCGAGGUCCAUACAGAAAUGUUUUGUCGAGAUCGGUAUGGAAGAACUUGACUGGCCUGCACAGAGCCCUGACCUCAACCUCAUCGAACACCUUUGGGAUGAAUUGGAACGCCGACUGCGAGGCAGGCCUAAUCGCCCAACAUCAGUGCCCGACCUCACUAAUGCACUUGUGGCUGAAUGGAAGCAAAUCCCCGCAGCAAAUGUUCCUAUAUCUAGUGGAAAGCCUUCCCAGAAGAGUGGAGGCUGUUAUAGCAGCAAAGGGGGGACCAACUCCAUAUUAAUGCCCAUGAUUUUGGAAUGAUAUAUUCGACAAGCAGGUGUCCACAUACUUUUGGUCAUGUAGUGUAUUUCUCUAUUUCUCUAUUCACACCUUAAACUGACUCAUAUUAGUCUGACAACUAAUUAAUUCCUUUAUAAAUGAGUGAUGAGUAUACGAGGAGAUUACAUGUCACAAGUAGAUUACAUGUCUAGCAAAAGAGUAUGGAGUUAGAUUUCAGAAUGAUACGUUCGUUCAAACCAUAACAGAUGGCUAAGAAGUGUCCAACUGUACAACUAUGUUCAACUAUUUGCGCGACUAGAUGUUGCCCCUCUCUCCACGAAGGCCAUCUUUAUGGAAACGUACAGAUCCUAAACAGUCUAUAAUCGUUUAUUAUACCAACAACACCAGCUUUCUUUCCCUUCUCCUAGAUGACAGACAUGAGAGUCGGCGAGACUCCCGGAACACCUUCACCCUCAAGAAGCACUGCUCCUCUGAGAACAACAAGGACAUUGUGGAGGUGGUGCGCACCGAAUACGUCUACAGCCGCCAGCCGCCCUGGUCUGAUGUCCUCCCCACCCUCCACGUCGUCACCCCAACCUACAGCCGGCCGGUCCAGAAGGCGGAGCUGACCCGUCUGGCCAACACCUUCCUCCACGUGCCUAACCUGCACUGGAUCCUGGUGGAGGACUCUCAGCGACGAACCCCGCUUGUCACCAGGCUUCUCCGGGAAACAAGCCUGAACUACACUCACCUCAACGUGGAGACACCCAGGACCUAUAAGCUGCGUGGGGACACAAUGGACCCCAGGAUACCCCGGGGAACCAUGCAGAGGAACCUGGCCCUGCGCUGGCUCCGGGAGACCUUCAGCUCCAACAAUAGACACAGCCAGCCAGGUAUCGUCUACUUUGCAGAUGAUGACAACACCUACAGUCUGGAGCUGUUUGAGGAGGUGAGUGGAACAGGGAGAGAUGUUGUGCAGUACAGAGUUGUUUCCUCUUGAGUUACCAAAAUAGGCAAAAUGUGUGGCUUCAGUGCGCACUAACUGUAUAAUGACAUAAAGAACAUGAAUCCUUACAGUAUGCCAGUAGGUAAAUGCACAGCCUAAAAACAUAGGCAUCACUUGACACCUGCCUAUUUGUGCAUGAUAAAAUAGCUAUUUCCUCAAAUAAAUUCAUAGAAUAUACUGGAAAAUCAAUACUUAUUGAUCACAUAGUAAUCCUUCUCCAACCAAUGGUUCAACCAUAUAAUUACAUAUAGAACACAAUUCUCUAUGGGCUCAACCCUCUCUCUCCUUCUUGUGUAGAUGCGUUCAACUAGGAAGGUGUCGGUGUGGCCUGUAGCCUUUGUGGGCGGCCUGCGCUACGAGUCCCCUAAGGUCAACACCGUGGGCAAGGUGUAUGGAUGGAAGACUGUGUUUGACCCCCACCGACCCUUUGCCAUAGACAUGGCUGGGUUUGCGGUGAACCUCCGCCUCAUUCUCUUUAAGCCUCAGGCCUACUUCAAGCUGUGGGGAGUCAAGGGAGGAUACCAGGAGAGCAGCUUACUGCGGGAGCUGGUCACCCUCAAUGACCUGGAGCCCAAGGCUGCUAAUUGCACUAAGGUGAGGAUCUGAUAGUUGUUCUGUGUGGCUCAGUUGAUAGAGCAUGGUGCUUGCAACACUAUGGUUAUGGGUUUGAUUCCACCCAUAAGAAAACAUAUGCACUCACUACUGUAAGUUGCUCUGGAUAAAAGCGUCUGCUAAAUGGCAUAUACUAUUAUUAUAUUAAAGAGGUGUGUUGUGACUGUUGACCAGUACAAGACAAGUAGACAAUUAUAUCGGUUACAGCUGAUAUUAUACUGACGUUGUAAUCUUGUUGUAGUGACUUAAUUUCAACUAGUUUGGUGCGCUGAGAAUGUGGUCGUAACAAAUAAUGACAUGUGUAGUGGUAUGCACUGAACAGGAAGUCGCUGAUGCAAACUUUUAGUUGUUAUUUUCUACUGUAAAUGGAGGAGAAUAAUGCUCUUACUGUAUGGAUUUCAAUAGGCUUUCAGUCGCUAAGGCCUUUAUUCCUCAACAUUUUCCACAUUUUGCCUCGUGAAAUGUACUUCCGAUCAAAUGCUUUAGAAAAUGCAUGUUGUUUCAUAAACCCAUGUGUUUUAGCCCCCUUGCAUCUCACCUGUAUUCACGCACGCACUCACACACACACACAGUUCCGCACCUUAUGUCCCUUCAGCAAAUGUUGACCAUGUUUGAAUAUAAGGGUGAAACUAGCAAGUGAAUCAUUCUUCCGCUCUCUACAACAAUACACACACAUCUUCAAAGACAAGAUAAAAAAAGUUGUUCAAAGAUUUGUGCAAUCUUUGAAGUGGUAAAGCAAUGCUUCAGCUGUACCUUUUCCAACCUUUUCACUUGAACCUCCCCCCAGGUACUUGUAUGGCACACUAGGACAGAGAAGCCUGUUCUGGUGAAUGAGGGAAAGAAAGGAUUUACCGACUCCAACGUGGAGAUA
This is a messenger RNA of Coregonus sp. 'balchen', 3621 nucleotides long. The record is from the annotation of a GenBank genome assembly. NCBI's taxonomy places the organism in Eukaryota, Metazoa, Chordata, Actinopteri, Salmoniformes, Salmonidae.